UGGGAGCCCGCAGCACUUCGGAGUCCGGACCCAUAGUUUCACUGGCUUUUACCGCCUGGAAUGACCAAAACACUCCUCUAAACUCAACGAAGUGGCGCUGUUUUCUAGCACGUUGAGGUUGGGGUUCCGGAUACAGUGCGCGGACAGAGUUGAAGAACUUGACGAAGGUGAGGACGUGACUCCAUCGAGAGCGGAACCAUUUGGGAUAAAGGGACCUUCAGACGCUGCCGACCAGGCUCGACCGAACCACCGUCUCGGAUCCGAGGAGUCACCAUACCUGAGAAGCAGUACCUUAAAAUUGAAAUUCCAUGGACAAAACAGGAGUUUUAGUUGGUUUUGCGCCACUUUAGUGAGUUUUUUUUCGUUUGGACGCACGCUGUUUUCUCCUGUUAGCAAAGUUUAGCGGAAAUAUGCUGAGAGAUCUUUGAGAGCUCGUGUGGGAAACGCGUGAACCACAGCCAGGACUGGAUAUCUGUUUCUUUCUGGGAGAUUUUUCUGUUCCAAUUUUGACUUCGGGAGCCGUGCAGAACUGACCAACACUGGCUGUCUCGCAGCCCCCCGCCGCCAAGCUCUGCUCCGUCAAUGACUGGCAGCUGAUGCCCCAAAGGUCUGAAUGGAGUUCCGGUCGGAGGAAAGCCAACGGUUAUAGGAUGCUGAAGAGGCCGAGUUUAGUUCUUCUUCUGGCUUUAUUUACUCAAGUUUUGCGGACGGAGUGCCGACCUGCCCACCCUGAUGAAGGCUUUGUGGAAACACAAGUGCAACUGUUAACUCUCUAUCUUGGCGACCGCCUGGAUCUGAGCUGCUCUGCCAAAGAGCCCUCUCAUGCUGUCAAUUGGACGAAAGACCAUGUGCCGGUUAUGGACGGAGAACACACACACAUCCGGAAUGACCAGCUGGAAAUCGAGUCCCUGGAGCUGACUGACUAUGGCCUGUAUGCGUGCACCACAGUUGGCAACCACAGCCUCUACUUCAACGUGACAGUGGACACUUUGGCUUCGUCUGAAGACGACGAAGAAGAUGAAGAGUCCUCAUCUGAGGAAGCCAAACUGCUGGGAAGUCAAAAGCAGCUGCCAAUGGCGCCACAGUGGGCUCAUCCAGAGAAGAUGGAGAAAAAGCUACACGCCGUGCCUGCUAGCAAGACUGUUAAGUUUCGCUGCCAGGCCAAUGGCAACCCAACUCCCACGCUGAAAUGGUACAAAAAUGGCAAGGAGUUCAAAAGGGACCAUCGCAUCGGCGGCUUCAAGGUCAGAGACCAUGUGUGGACCAUCAUCAUGGAGUCAGUAGUGCCCUCUGAUAAGGGAAACUACACCUGUGUGGUGGAAAACCAGUCGGGCAGCAUCAAUCACACCUACCAGCUCGAUGUCGUGGAGCGUUCUCCUCACAGGCCCAUCCUGCAGGCAGGCCUUCCUGCUAAUCGAACAGCAGUGGUGGGCAGCGAUGUUGAGUUUGAGUGCAAGGUCUUCAGUGACCCCCAGCCUCACAUCCAGUGGCUGAAGCACAUAGAGGUCAACGGGAGCAGUUAUGGUCCGGAUGGUUUGCCGUAUGUCCGCGUGCUCAAGCACUCAGGGGUCAAUAGCUCGGACGCUCAGGUGCUGACCCUCUACAAUGUGACUGAGGAGGAGAGCGGAGAGUAUAUUUGUAAAGUGUCCAAUUAUAUAGGGGAGGCCAAUCAGUCGGCCUGGCUGACGGUCACCAAAUAUGAGCCCACAGCAGUCCCUCAGUAUCCGUCAGCCAGCCACACCUACCUGGAGGUGGUCAUCUACUGUGUAGGCUUCUUUUUCAUCGCAGUCAUGAUCGCCAUCGCGAUCAUUUUCAAGAUCCGCUCCUCGUCCAAGAAGGGCGACUUCAACAGCCAGCUGGCCGUGCACAAGCUGGCCAAGAGCAUCCCGCUGCGCAGACAGGUAACAGUGUCUGUGGACUCCAGCGCCUCCAACCACUCUGGAGUGAUGCUGGUUCGACCCUCACGUCUCUCCUCCAGCGGCACCCCCAUGCUGUCGGGCGUGUCCGAGUAUGAGCUUCCUCAGGAUCCGCGCUGGGAGCUCCCCAGAGACAGACUGGUGCUUGGGAAGCCGCUGGGCGAGGGCUGCUUCGGUCAGGUGGUGAUGGGAGAAGCUCUGGGUCUGGACAAGGAGAAGCCGAACCGUGUGACCAAGGUCGCAGUCAAGAUGUUGAAAUCUGAUGCCACUGAGAAAGACCUGUCGGACCUGAUCUCGGAGAUGGAGAUGAUGAAGAUCAUCGGAAAACACAAGAACAUCAUCAACCUGCUGGGAGCCUGCACGCAAGAUGGUCCGCUGUACGUUAUCGUGGAGUUUGCUUCCAAGGGCAACUUGAGGGAGUAUCUGCGCGCGCGGCGCCCCCCAGGCAUGGAGUACUGCUACAACCCUGAUCAGGUGCCAGUGGAGAACAUGUCAAUCAAAGACCUGGUCUCCUGCGCCUAUCAAGUCGCCCGAGGAAUGGAGUACCUGGCUUCCAAGAAGGUAGGUUUGGUUCCGACGCCUGGGUCCGCUCCGGGCUCACUGGCUUUCCCUCUGCAGUGCAUUCACAGAGACCUGGCUGCUCGGAAUGUGUUGGUCACAGAGGACAAUGUGAUGAAAAUCGCGGACUUCGGCCUGGCCAGAGACAUUCACCACAUCGAUUACUACAAGAAGACCACCAAUGGCCGACUGCCGGUCAAGUGGAUGGCGCCCGAGGCUUUGUUCGACCGGAUAUACACGCACCAGAGUGACGUCUGGUCAUUUGGGGUCCUGCUUUGGGAGAUCUUCACCCUUGGGGGCUCACCGUACCCCGGUGUCCCCGUGGAGGAGCUGUUCAAGCUGCUGAAGGAAGGCCAUCGGAUGGACAAGCCCUCCACGUGCACCCACGAGCUACACAUGAUGAUGAGGGACUGCUGGCAUGCCGUUCCCUCUCAGAGACCCACAUUCAAACAGCUGGUGGAGGACCUGGACCGUUGCCUGGCCAUGACGUCCAACCAGGAAUAUCUGGAGCUGUCCAUGCCUCUGGAUCAAUACUCGCCCAACUACCCCGACACUCGGAGCUCCACCUGCUCCUCCGGCGAGGACUCGGUCUUCUCCCACGACGCGGGAGCAGAGGAGCCCUGCCUGCCCAAGCUGCCCCCUCACUCCAACGGCAUCAAGAAACGCUGACACCUGGUCUCACUCCAGACUUUCCACUUUCCCUCUGCUCUCUCUUGGAGUCAGACUCUUCCCGAGCCGAGACUUGCCUCUGGAGUGGAGACGCUUGCUAGAACGUGGUGAAUGGACUGAACGCUGCAGCCAUUUCCCGGUUCUCGGCGGCCAUGUUGGACCUUCGCUCCUCCCUGGGACUGAAGCGUCGGACCUUUUUGUUUGCUUCAGCAAUGAAGGACCUCAUUCUGCCUUACUGACCAAGAGAACACGCGACCAAGAGACUCCGCCGUCUGCUUUUGUAAAUACAGUUAGAGAAUUAUAAAUAUAUAUUUACGCUGUACUCUUAUUUUUAUUACCAUCGUUGAUUCAUUUUCUUUUGUACCAGGAGGCUUGUUUGAUUUUGAAAAUAGUCUGUAGGGGGCGGAUGUUACCAGAGAAUAUUUUAUCAGUUGCUCCAGAUCAUGAGGCCAGUUUUUCCAGUGAUGAUUCCCCUCCAUUAAUCACAGGAAAUAUAUUCUUUUCUUUUUUUAAAGUGCUUUUUAUGAUUCAUGCUGCAGUGUUUGGGGCAUCUCUUUAGCUGUUUACUGAUGAGUUUGGGUUUGUACAUGGAGCGGCGACUGAACAGCAGAGUGUCAGAAGCAGACGGGCCCUGGAGUCGCUGGCUUCAGUCGACGUCCAGGAGCGCCACGCCACGCUCCGCUGUAAAUGUCCUCACCGCAGCUCCACCCGCUGGCGACAGCUUGCUCAGAAUCAUCGUAAAAAUCAUGACAUUAAAUAAAAUGCUAUUGAAAAGUUAACC
This is a messenger RNA of Synchiropus splendidus (mandarinfish), 3924 nucleotides long. RefSeq names its product fibroblast growth factor receptor 1a (gene fgfr1a). NCBI's taxonomy places the organism in Eukaryota, Metazoa, Chordata, Actinopteri, Syngnathiformes, Callionymidae. Gene Ontology annotation, biological process: multicellular organism development; protein phosphorylation; positive regulation of kinase activity. Gene Ontology annotation, molecular function: fibroblast growth factor binding; fibroblast growth factor receptor activity; ATP binding. The coding region runs from base 597 to 3143 and encodes 848 amino acids. The record is from RefSeq and is a predicted model, not a curated record. Gene Ontology annotation, cellular component: membrane; signaling receptor complex. The transcript has 17 exons.